CGGCGCGUCUCCACUCACAGCGCAGUGGUACGGCCUGGCGGGUGGAGGGCCCUGCGACCCCAGUGCGACCCGGCGACCCCGGCUGCUUCGGCCACCAUGCCGCGCUCUUUCCUCGUCAGGAAGUCCGCCUGCUCCCGCCGGAGGCCCAACUACAGCGAGCUGCACGACUCCUCUCCGGAGUUCACCUUCCAGCAGCCCUAUGACCAGGCCCACCUGCUGGCGGCCAUCCCACCUCCUGAGGUGCUCAACCCCACGGCCUCACUGCCCACGCUCAUCUGGGACUCUCUCCUGGCACCCCAGGCCCAGCCAAUCGGCUGGGCCUCCCUCCUGCCCCAGGAGAUCCCCAAGGCUGUGGAGCUGACCUCCCUGUCGGACGAGGACAGUGGGAAAGGCUCCCAGCCCCCCAGCCCACCCUCGCCGACUCCUUCGUCCUUCUCUUCCACCUCGGCCUCCUCCCUGGAGGCUGAGGGCUACGCCGCCUUCCCAGGCUUGGGCCAGUUGCCCAAGCAGCUGGCCGGGCUCUCCGUGGCCAAGGACCCCCAGUCGCGCAAGGCCUUCAACUGCAAGUACUGCAGCAAGGAGUACGUCAGCCUGGGCGCCCUCAAGAUGCACAUCCGCAGCCACACGCUGCCCUGCGUCUGUGGCACCUGCGGGAAGGCCUUCUCCAGGCCCUGGCUGCUGCAGGGCCACGUCCGGACCCACACCGGCGAGAAGCCCUUCUCCUGCUCGCACUGCAGCCGCGCCUUCGCCGACCGCUCCAAUCUGCGGGCGCACCUCCAGACGCACUCGGACGUCAAGAAGUACCAGUGCUCGGCGUGCUCGCGCACCUUCUCCCGCAUGUCCCUGCUCCACAAGCACCAGGAGUCGGGCUGCGCCGGGGGCCCCCGCUGACCCGAGAGGCUCCUUCCGCUGCUCCGGACCCCGCAGCGCAGCGGCCUCCCCAGCUCCAGGAGGAAGGCCCCGGUCCUCCUCGCUGCCACGGAAUCCCUUCUGAGCCCCCUCCUGGCUGCAUGGACGUCGCAGGACUCUGAGGGCCAUUGUCCGGCUCUCUGUGCUCUGGGUGCCUCCGUGGGCUCUGCGAGAGGCCUUCCCGUGGACCUUUCUGUGGGCGGCGUUGGGAGGGUGGAUGGCAGGUUUGCAGCGGAGAGCCCUCCCGGCAGCCGCUGCUCCAGAGCCCUCUGGAGUGGCCUUUCUCUGUUGGUUCGUGUAUCCAAAGCUGUCUGGAUACAGCUGCUUCCAGCUCCAAGACAAAAGCUGGCAGACUGUUGGGAAGCUCCCACCCCACUCAGGGGACCCCAGCCCUCCAGGAGCCCUCAGGCCACCCCUCCAGGAGGGGUGACUAACUAUGCAAUGAUCCCCCCAGGUGCACCCUCGGGGCCUGGGGCGCAGUCGGACACAGAGAGGUGUCUAGACCCCAGGAUGCCCCAGGCCUGGGCAGCUAUUUCAGCCUCCUGCUUGUCGUGGUGACACCUGUUUCACGGGCAAUUGAACAGUGUCUCAAAAGGGGCAGUGAGUAAUUGCCAUCACUUGUCGGGGCCUGAGUGGGGCACUUUGGCCCCACCAGUGUGUCUCCCAGAACUAUUUUCGGGGCCCGACAGGUGGGCCCGGGAGGAAGAUGUUUACAUUUUUAAAGGUACACUGGUAUUUAUAUUUGGAGCAACAUUUUGUACUAAGGAAACGUUUUGUAUAGUUAUAUGUUGUACAGUUUAUUGAUAUUCAAUAAAGCGGUUAAUUUAUAUAUAAAAAAGUCUACUCGGUUUUAUAGAGGAGUGAGGGAGGAGGGGCAGGCGAUCGCGGAGCUCAGAUACUCCUGACACAGCCUUAAAUCUCGGCCUCUUAAACGUCCCGUGACUUUGGACUUCUUGGUUUUACCGUCAGGGCCCUUGUUUGUGCAAAUGGGUUUUCCUCCGAGCCUGGGUGUCCUGCGGAGGUGGAGGGUGGGAAACACCCGUGGGCCCGUGAGCAGCAGGGGUGUGCACGCAGGUUCCUUGCACUCUACGCCGUGGCCCUCAUUUGUCCUCUCAGUCUCCUGUUUUGAAGCUCAGCAGGUCCCAGGGUGAGGGGCGGGCGCCCUGGGUCUCAUCAACCAGACAGGCUUUGCCCCAGCACGGCCGGUCUUUUGGGCAGGGAUUGGCCGCUUCUCCAGGGAGGGAGUGGAAUGCAAUGAGCAAGGAGGGGACAGAGGAUGUCCUUCCUGUUUCCAAGGGCUCUGGGCCCCGCUCCGGCCUCCCUGUCCGACCCACACCUCUGUCUGGCCGCUGGGUACCAAAUGGCCUUUGAUUCGAGGAAGUUGGCUGGCUGGAGCCGGGAGGGUGAGAAGCCAGGCCAAAGGGUUAGGGGUCACUCAGCUUCCUGCUGGAGGACAGGACGGGAAGAUGGUCAGCUCGCGUCCUGGGCUGGGAUAAUUCAUUCCCGGCCGGCUGGCUGGCGUGGUGACCUCACCUCUGGGGCGCUCCUGGGGCCAGGAGAAAAUGAGUGUCCUUUCUGAGCACAAAAGGUGCGAAGGUGCCAGUUCCCUGCGGGGAGCUGAGCGGGCUGCGCAGGCGUCCCGAGCUCCGGAGCCCCAGAGUCAGGCGGGGGUGGGGGAGCUGCAUGUUCCAAAGGAGAGAUGAUUCUUUCUUCUAAACAGGAAACGGUGACCCGCAGGCCGGGAGCAGCUCUUAAUGACUUGCAGCUUUCCUCCCAAAAGAAAAAAAAGUUCUCUAACAAUCGCCAAAUUGUAGGCGGC
Molecule: messenger RNA, 2728 nt
Organism: Diceros bicornis minor
Lineage: Eukaryota; Metazoa; Chordata; Mammalia; Perissodactyla; Rhinocerotidae
Gene: SNAI1
Product: snail family transcriptional repressor 1
Exons: 3
Coding region: 97-891 (264 amino acids)
Biological process (GO): regulation of DNA-templated transcription
Molecular function (GO): DNA-binding transcription factor activity, RNA polymerase II-specific; RNA polymerase II cis-regulatory region sequence-specific DNA binding
Source: RefSeq, a predicted model, not a curated record